AUGCAUUGUUUGAGUAAGUUUCAGGUUGUUAUUCUUCUUUAUAUAUGCCAAUAUAUGGUUGCGUUGAUGUGGACGUGGCGAAUAAAUCCUGACAAUUCUGCUAUACCAUACCUCACUGCUCUUGGUGACGUGCUUGGAACUUUAUUGCUAUUUCUACUCUUCUUGUUUCUUGACGGCUUACGAUCUCAUCCAUUAAGCUGGAUGAGCAUCACGGACCGUUCAGUUUUCACUUUACUUAUCCAUAUCCUUGUUUUCGGCGGUAUGGUCAAGCUUGGAGACCGAGUGAGCAUUGGUGGUUAUGGUGCUAUCGUGAGAUACAUUGGCGACGUUACUGGUCACCCUGGAACUUGGGUUGGAGUCGAAUGGGACGAUCCAGAUCGUGGAAAACACAAUGGUACCGUAAAUGGUAUUCAGUACUUUGAGACGAGGUUUGCGAAGGGAGGAUCUCUUGUCAAUCUUCAAAAUGUGAGUCCUGGAGUGGAUCUGCUAUCCGCAAUUCUGAAUCGCUAUGCGGACGAUGUUGAUGAAAACGUCUACAUGCUUAGCACCAAACCUGUCGAAUUAGUUGGCAUGCAGUCAACAUCGAAAAAGCAGAGCAAUAUUUUCGAAUUGAAGCACAUUGUACUGGAAAGCUGUUCUGUCGUGGAGCCACCUCCCGACACUUGCGAACCCUUUCGAAAAUGUCUUUCUCUGAACCUCUUCAACAAUCUGCUCUCGCGAUGGGAGGAUAUUCGGAAAAUUCUGAAAUAUUUUCCAAAACUUCGCGAACUUGUGCUCAGCAAUAUUUUCGAAUUGAAGCACAUUGUACUGGAAAGCUGUUCUGUCGUGGAGCCACCUCCCGACACUUGCGAACCCUUUCGAAAAUGUCUUUCUCUGAACCUCUUCAACAAUCUGCUCUCGCGAUGGGAGGAUAUUCGGAAAAUUCUGAAAUAUUUUCCAAAACUUCGCGAACUUGUGCUCAGAAAAAAUCGCAUGGAACCGGCACCGACUGGCGAACCAUGGAAAGAAGUUAACUCUCUUCGUGAUUUAGUUCUGAGCGAUUGUGAUCUGUCGUCUGAAUCUUGGCGGUCUAUCAAUCGGCUCCAAGCACUUCCAAUGCUCUCUAUCUUAUAUAUUGACUGUGAAAAUCUAAGUUGUGUUCCAGGCAUCGAGAUACACGAGGUCAUAAUAGCCAAGUUGAGCGGUCUAGUGGAUUUGAACCGUUUCGACAUCAGUGCUGUCGAAAGACAAUCAGCAGAAGUUCGCUUUCUGGACAAGUAUUUCUCGGCUGAUGAAGACGUUAAGGCGGAUCACAUGCAUGACUUGGAAAGGCUCAAAAAGGUCCAUGGUACUGCAGAUGUCUCCUCGAAAAGUUGUGGUUUGAACGUAGUAUCGCUCUCGAUUUGCUAUGGAAGCAAUGUUGUCAAGAAACGAGUUCCACUGGCAAUAACUGUGCAGAAGUUGACAGAAAUGAUUGGGCGUGUAUUUUCAACAGGCCUGUUGAAUGUGAAACUAGUGCUCGACAAAGUCACAAUGAGCAGCGACGAUUUGGAUAAUCCAACACCAAAACAAGUAUACAGACAUAUAAUACGAUGUGGUAUUCGGCUCAGAGCAAAGAACCAAACAGUAUGUUCUGGUAUUAUGAUGAUGCAUCGUCUUCUACAACGAGAUAUAGGAUCUGUAGUAUGUAACUACACUCUUGCAACGACAUGCUUAGUGUUGGCAGCCAAGUACGAAGAAGACCGUGAUAUAGGAGUUCGCGAUGUCAUCAACGCAAGUCACCGAAUACUGCAUCCGGACGGUGAUCCAGCGAAACUCAACGAUCAUAUGUAUGAGCUGAGAAGAGGCAUAUCGGAACUAACGUUUGUCGUCCUACGUGAACUCAACUUUGAUCUCAACUUUGGACAUCCUUUCAAUUUGUUGGCAAUCUAUUUGGACACACUGCGAUCAUGGAUGCCCAAGGAAUUUUCCGAGAAACCGAUCGUUGACUCCUGUAACGUAAUGCUCAGGGAUUGCUAUUCUGUACCGGAAUUUGUUUUAUCGCAUUCGUCUCACUCCCUAGUUAUUGCCGUGAUUUCACUAGUCCUAAAAGGCAUUGAUGUGGAUGUACCACACAGUCGCGAUUGGUUUGAAGUCCUUCAUAAGUCGAUGACAGAGCAAAGGUUACAAAAAGUAGAAACCGAGAUUAUUCGUUACGUUUACGGAAUGCAUGUCAGCAUAGACUGA
Molecule: messenger RNA, 2205 nt
Organism: Cooperia oncophora
Lineage: Eukaryota; Metazoa; Nematoda; Chromadorea; Rhabditida; Trichostrongylidae
Source: the annotation of a GenBank genome assembly